UAUGACAUGAGCGAACUCUGAUUUAUUUAUUCUUUGUGUGUCUCAUAUUCUGUUUGCAGAAGGAUGCCUUCCACUCUGUUUUGUGCUGUUGCCGUUUUGCAGGCGUUGACCUUUAUUGCUGCUCAGACAAACACCUGCAAAGGACGAUGUGGCUCCGAGUAUUACAGAGGUUACACCUGCCAGUGUGACUACAGCUGUCUGUCUUAUGAAGAGUGCUGCAAAGACUACGAACGUCAGUGUACCACAAGAGAUUCAUGUAAAGGACGAUGUGGUGAAGUCUUCAAGAGAGGACAGCUGUGUAACUGUGACCCUGAGUGUCAGAAGUACAACCAGUGCUGCCCAGAUUACAGCAGCCACUGCAACACACAAGAUAUGAAUCAUGAAAUCCUUCCAGCUGAUGAAGCUUUGGAUAAUGGCCUGGAGGAUCCAGCUAUUAGUCCUGUUCCCGACAGCACUACUAACUCUAAAACCACCGUGACAAACAUUCAGGAUAUUACGUCUACCACAGUGUUCAUGCCACAAACAUCCACAGUCAUCUCUCAAACAUCGACAACUCACUCAGAGAAGCCCACCCAGGUCAUCCCUUCCUCCAUUAACCCGACUACUGCGGCAGCCACGGCUGAAAGCGCAGACACAGCUAAACCAGAGACGGAGUCUGAACCAGUAAAUACUGACCCACAGUCCCCCUCAACUGUUCAAUCAAUCACCAGCCAGCCCAUGACCAGCACAGCACCCCAAACUGGCCCUCCUCCAACAGUUACCAACCCAGAACCAACUGAUGCCUCGUCUCAAGAUCCACAAGUCUUUACCUUGGAUCCAGAAAAAGCUGAAAACUCAAACUCCAGCCAAGAAUCAAGUCCAACUACCAACCCAAUCCCUGUUACAGAACCAGCCUCCAACCCCACUGUGGUUCCAGUGUUCACUGGAUCCAUGCAGGCCUCGACCGCUCCACCGGGAAACACAGAACCAUACACCGACUCUCAGACUACCAUCACCGCUUCACUUAUGCCAGACGUUCAAGGUUUUUCCACAAGCGGUUCUUCAGCAGCAACUGAGAACUUGUCUACUUUUGAUCCUGAUUCUGUACCUGAGAAGGACUCCCUGACAACGAACGCUCCCUCAACAACAAAUCCAGCACCGGAUGAUGAGACCAUUGCCAAUUCACUGAAAAGCACUCAACACCCAACCAAGCCUGCACCAACAGAACCUACAACAAAACCCCUAGACAGGCCGCUCACACUUAAACCAAGUCUAGUUACUCCCACAUCCAAACCUGAGACUGAACCACCGGAGACACCGAACGUUAACAAUUCUGGAGACUAUCAAGCAGAUGACAGCAGUGACACCAACCUGUGCAGCAGGAAACCGGUCAGUGGCGUCACCACACUGAGGAACGGCACCAUGGUGGUUUUCAGAGGCACAAUCUUCUGGUUUCUGGAUAACAACAUGGAGCCUGGUCCAGCCCAAGACAUCACACAAAUGUGGGGUGUUCCUUCCCCCAUCGACACUGUUUUCACCCGCUGCAACUGCCAGGGAAAAACUUACAUUUUUAAGGGACCCAAAUAUUGGAGAUUUGAAAAUGAUGUUUUGGAUCCGGGUUAUCCUAAAGUGAUUGAAACAGGCUUUGGUGGGCUUCAGGGCCAAGUCACCGCUGCCCUCUCUGUGCCUCAGUACAAGAACAGAAGAGAGUCAGUCUACUUCUUCAAGAGAGGGGGAAAGGUCCAGAAAUACUCAUACCAGUUUGGUACCAGUCCCACGUGUGGCAGGAAACCCCAGUAUGCGAUUUACACCGCCCGCAGCCGACCAGUUCGCCAAGCAGUCUCUCUCCUAGGACCAGCCAUCACAAUCCAGAAGUUCUGGAGAGGUUUCCCGACCACUAUCACAGCUGCUGUGUCGGUACCGAAUCAGCGGGAGCCAGAAGGCUACAAAUACUACGUCUUCUCAAAAUCCACAUUCUACAACAUCAGGAUGGCUGGAGAACAGCCGGUUGUUGCUGCUCCUACAACAGAGGCAUCACGUCAGAACGACUUCUUUAAAUGUCCAAAGACCAUCUGACAAGAAAUCAGUCAACAUUCAUCUUUAUUUCAGUUUCAAAAUUUUUACUUUUCUUUGUAAAACUCACUGCUUACACUUGAAUUAUGCUCACAAUGAUACUUUCUAGUUAUGUAUAUAUAUAAAACAAACCCAGAGACACACGACAGGAUUCCAAACAAACACGUGUGCUAGACAGGAAUGUGAAAUCACCAGAUUAUGGUUGUCAAUCUUUACAGACGAUGGCCGAUGUUAGUGACAUUCAUCUGGAGAAUCCUCUCCCAUGCGAACCCCGAGAGGGAAAUGCUUGUCCUGUGCAAUAAAACACAAAAUAAAACUUUUUUUUUUUCAACAAU
This is a messenger RNA of Thalassophryne amazonica, 2387 nucleotides long. It is a transcript of the gene prg4b, whose product is annotated as proteoglycan 4b. The record is from RefSeq and is a predicted model, not a curated record. Gene Ontology annotation, molecular function: polysaccharide binding; scavenger receptor activity. Gene Ontology annotation, biological process: immune response. Bases 64 to 2055 code for a protein of 663 amino acids. The transcript has 11 exons. NCBI's taxonomy places the organism in Eukaryota, Metazoa, Chordata, Actinopteri, Batrachoidiformes, Batrachoididae.